This is a messenger RNA of Caenorhabditis remanei, 366 nucleotides long. RefSeq lists its product as uncharacterized. The record is from RefSeq and is a predicted model, not a curated record. The transcript has a single exon. The coding region runs from base 1 to 366 and encodes 121 amino acids. Lineage: Eukaryota; Metazoa; Nematoda; Chromadorea; Rhabditida; Rhabditidae.
AUGAUCUCUGUUUCGUUUCUAACAAGACUAUUCCGCUUUUCGGUUUUACGAACUUUCGGAGAUGUUGGAAUCUCGAAUUUCGAAGAAGAACGUCUUUUAGCAACACUCAUGAAAGUUGAAAGAUUAACAACUUUUGGCAAUUCAUCGCGAGUAUCGGUGAACGGCUGUAAAACACAUUUAGUUCAAUUCUACAAUGUCACUUUCUUACCAUCGAUGACGGUGUACGAAAUAUGGAAUAUGGAGUUGAUGGAGCCGACUCUCCCACUUCUUCGGAAUGCUCAGAAUCAUCGUCCAAAGUGUCGGCUUCGUUGUCGGAAUCCUCUUCGGGGCCCGUUCCGAGAAUCCACCACGGCAACGGUAGCAUAA